Messenger RNA from Saccostrea echinata, 1324 nucleotides. RefSeq lists its product as uncharacterized. The transcript has a single exon. NCBI's taxonomy places the organism in Eukaryota, Metazoa, Mollusca, Bivalvia, Ostreida, Ostreidae. The record is from RefSeq and is a predicted model, not a curated record. The coding region runs from base 29 to 1051 and encodes 340 amino acids.
AGUGACAGGUACCGAGAUACCUUAGUUUAUGCUACGGAGGCGAAGAACUGUCAUAAUUACUUUAGGAAUUUUGUGUUCUGUCGCCGUUUUCUUGUUGAUAAAUCUGUACUGGCAAGACAGAGGAGACGAAAAGGUCACGAGGUCAGUGAAAACCGAAAGACGUACAAUAAGAGAUUACAUAGAUAGCUCGAUUCAUGACUCCUUUUAUGUUCAUCAGUUUGAUCGAAAGUCUCUGAAGCUGACAAAAACAGCCAUCGACUACAAUUCUGAAAAUAAUGCCGUAAACAUUUUUCAGUACCAAAAGCUGAAGAGUGCACCAUGUGUUCCUUUCCAGACCUGGAGAGGGAUGAUAAAAAUAUGCACCCACAACCCGAAGCAAGACACAAUGAUAUCGGCCUUUGUUCAUGAAUUUGCUACCUGGGAGCAGGAUUUUCUUAAUGCUACUGGGGAUAUUUUGACAAAGAACCCACAUAUAACGUUCGUAGAUCUGGGAUGUAACAUUGGAGUGUAUACACUAUUUGCAGCUAAACUGGGAAUAUCGGUCGUAUCAGUGGACAUUUUCUACAAAAAUCUUGCACUUUUAUCCGAAUCCUUAGAAAUUAAUUCACUGAAAGAAAAUGUCACAUUGGUACAUAACGCCAUUUCGGAUCAACGUCAAAAUGUUACGAUUGAGGUCGUAGAAAACAAUAUCGGAGGAUCGUAUGUGAAACCCUUGAAAAACGACAAAAUGUCACGGCAGAUUAUCAUCGGGUCAAUUUUCAUGGAUGAUUUAAUUCCACUGAUUAAAACCAAAGAUGUUUUUGUGAAAAUGGACAUAGAGGGAACGGAACUUAAAGCGCUAAAAGCGGCAAAGAAUUUUCUUCAAGCUGUGAAUGUUAAAGGUAUUUUAAUGGAAUGGGUUUUGCAUAAGAAUAACCCAAGCGCAAAGGAAAUCAUAGAGAUUAUGACUGACAACUGGUUGAUGCCUUACUGGGAUCACCAACAGUUAGUUCCCUUGAAAAUCGGCGCUUAUACCUAUUGGCCUGAUAAUGUAUUCUGGAUAAAACGAUGAUCUAUAAUCUGUAAUCCAUGUAAACGGUGCCAAAGUAUAUUAUAUAUUUAUGAAAUAGAUAAUUUUUAUAUAGGAAUUUCUCAUAUGUUUUAAUGUUUGAUUAUUUUAUAAAAAGAGAAAUAGUAGAGAAAAGUAAUUUUACUGAAAAAAGCAGCAAUAUUUUUUUAAGAAAGAAAACACUGUCAGAUUAAAAUCAAAGUUACUGAGAGUACUGAUAGACGUUGGCGUGAAUUUAUCGAAGUAUAUGAAUAAAAUGUUACGAUAAUCUGUUAA